This is a messenger RNA of Talaromyces marneffei, 2346 nucleotides long. RefSeq lists its product as uncharacterized. The record is from RefSeq and is a predicted model, not a curated record. Lineage: Eukaryota; Fungi; Ascomycota; Eurotiomycetes; Eurotiales; Trichocomaceae. The transcript has 2 exons. Gene Ontology annotation, molecular function: protein binding. The coding region runs from base 1 to 2346 and encodes 781 amino acids.
AUGAACCAUGUGAUUGGCGGGAGCACACGAGGCGUAAAGGGGCGGACCCUACUGCGGGACAGAUUAUCUGGUCAAAAGUCAAAAACAGUUCGAAAAUCCGGGGAAUCGCUCCACAACUCGUCCCGCGAUCCACCACGCUGUCUCCGCAUUCCAUUCUCUCAGAUCAAGUGCUUCAGCAUUCCGAUCGCCCAGAUGCUUGCUUUCGGUGGGCGGGGGCGCCAGUUUCGCGUGCCGCUCGUCGCUGCCCAGCGCCUUUCGAACGCGGGUUGCGUGUCAACAUGCUUUGACAGAAAUCCCAACAAGUUUACUGUUCACAGUACAAAAUUCGGGCAGGCCACAUUACCAAUCAAUAAUACUUUAGUGAAAUCGUUUUCUACUACGUUUUCGAAUUACCAGACGCUACAAUCAUCCGACGUUGCACAACCUACCAAACCGUCCCAUGAGAAACGAACCGCAGAGGUCUAUCGAGUCCUUCGCAAUGGCGAUCCGAGGCAAAUAUUCUUGACGCUAGGCAAUCCUGUCAAUUCCAAUGUGGUCGAAUUGUUGCCCGACAGUGUUUUCGUCUCGGCUCUUCUCCGUCUCACGCCGGAGAAUCUCCUAGAGCCUUUCGUGGAUAUACUAGCGCCUAUACAUGGAGCUCUGCUGUCAACCAAAAAGAUCAAUCCGCCUGCAUACAUCCUGAACCAAUUUUUUCACACCCUGAACCAUAUCCUAACUGUACGGACUCGCGGUGGUAAAGAAUUGGGCCUCGUUGAAUAUAGGCAUCUCCUUCGAAUUCCAGCUUCGAUUGGCGGUCUCAAAACCGCGAUUGGACUUUGGAGAAAAAUGAAAAAAUCCGGGAUUGAGCCAGAUGUUCAAUGCUAUAACUUGUUUAUGCAAGCCUGCGUAUGGGAACGUGCGGUCUAUGGACCAGCGAGAAAUCGCGUACGCGUAACACCAUACUAUUACCGAAGACGACGCUUUGGUGUCGGAAUCAAAGGAUAUGGUACGGCUAGCAGAAGUGUGCGGAAAGAGGUGAAUUCCAUUUGUACGGAAAUGCGAAAGAUAGGAUUGGUUCUCAACGAAGACACAUACAUCAACCAGCUUCUGGCGAGCGCUAGGGUUGGAGGUCGCUUGGAUAUGGAUCGUAUUUUGAAAGACGUAUGGAUGAUUGAUGUGGAGGCCAUCAUGACGAAGCCCCCUGAUCAACUUCCUGCCGCCAGGCCACUUGUGGAAUCAUCGCCAAUAUAUCCGACUCAAAAGUUGCUCUUUGCAGUUGCGCACGCGUAUGGGUGCAAUAGUCGGCUGAAGGAGGCACUGCUUAUAACUGAUUAUAUUUCCCAACAAUAUGGAAUCGAAAUCACGGAUGAUAUAUGGGCCGAGCUGGUAGAACGGGGAUAUGUGCUUUCUCGAAGACGUGUCGGAAGAUAUGCUCAAGCUAAUCUUUGGGGGAAAAUGGAUUCCGAUCUCCUUUUUGAACUCAAAAAAAUGUUGCGACUUGACGGCCAGCCUUACGACAUGUUUAUCUAUAGCAUGCUUGCAAAUUCAACCUGCCGUCAUAGACAAUAUCACCGGUUUCAGGACGUGGUAAGGGAAGCGUAUCAAUUGCUGCGGAAAACACGAAGAGAGCGCAAUCACGCACUCAGAGUACUGGAAACCACACUGAAUAUACCCCUACAGGUCGAUGCGGUCUCCCACCCAAUCGAAGGAUCUGGCUUGGGGGAGAAUUGUAAAACACCACGUGUCUGGAGAGCUCUGCAAAAAUAUGAAAGACUUCGGUUGUUAGUCGAGCAACAACAGAUCUUCAUGGAGAAAGUUAUUGGGUCUGCAGUCAAGCUAAAGCGAUGGACAGAUCCAUGGGACUUUGAGUGGACUCAUCGGCUCUUUCCAAGGUUUCUUGCAGAGUGGAAAGACUUCCUUCCGGAAUCUUACAGUAUCAUCCUACCUACCGGUGCGGGUAAAAUAGAGUUCUAUGGAAGGACGAAUUUCUCUGAUGCGAAUCUCCGAACGCACAACAAUGAGCCCGUGCGUUGGUCGGACUGCGGAGAGUUCGUUGCGGAAGAAGAUGAGCAGAUUCAACCCAGGCAUGAGGCUCUAUGGGCACAUGUCAAAGAUCGCCUCGGGGAACUUGUUCAUCUUCAACCUCUCCAGUGGUUCUUUAGUAAUGGAUGGAGUCAAGACCCAGUCUAUUUUCAGCAAUUACGGGAACCGAGGGUAUCGGAGAUUGAAGGGGAUCCCAGCCUCGAUGACGUAGCGGAGGAGAGCGUACAAAAGCACUUGGCUGAACAACCAGAAGAGGUCGAGCGUGAACAUCCACAGCAUUGUUUCUAUGUCACUAUGAUACCUUUGUAUGACAUUGCCCUGUGA